Molecule: messenger RNA, 2364 nt
Organism: Knipowitschia caucasica
Lineage: Eukaryota; Metazoa; Chordata; Actinopteri; Gobiiformes; Gobiidae
Source: the annotation of a GenBank genome assembly
AUGGUGAACAGAGGUGGGAGGAGGAGCAGGGUGAAAAGCUGUUGUUGUGACCUGUGGGAGCAGGAUCAGGAUCAGGCGGUGACAGAGGCAGGUCCAGCCGCGCCCGGUGUGAAGGCUCCGGGAGCACAGCUGCAGCGCGUGUCGCUAAUGACCGCGCACCGUGCGCACGUGCACACGCUCCCCUGGGACCCCGGGACCCCCAGCCUCUGUCCUCAAUCCCACAGCUGCUCUUCACACUGCAGAGGUGAAGAGGAUCUCACCUGUCUGUGUCGCAGCAGCAACAGCAGCAGGAGGACUUCAGCUUACACCAGCACCAUGGAGGCCCUGUUCCAGUUCCUGUUCUCUCCUCUGCCGACUUCUGCCAUCAUCUCUCUGUUCGCUGUGGCGGCUGCGACACUGUUUUAUCUCAACUCCAGACCCAGCCCACUGCACUCCCCAGUGGACCUCAAAUGUCAGACUGUUGGUGUCAAAGAUGGAGCUCGUAAGAGUGCUCUGCUGGAGAACAACAACCUCAUGUCAUGUUACUAUGAAGACGCAAAGACUAUCUAUGAGGUCUUCCAAAGGGGUCUGAGAGUUUCAGGCAAUGGUCCUUGCUUGGGCUACCGCAAACCAGGGCAGCCCUAUCAAUGGUUGAAGUAUCAGCAGGUGUCGGACCGGGCAGAGCACCUUGGGUCUGGGCUGCUUCACAAAGGCCUGAAGCCAGGACCAAACACUUUCAUUGGAAUCUUUGCCCAAAACCGCCCAGAGUGGAUUAUUGGUGAGAUCUCCUGCUACACUUACUCCAUGGUGGCUGUUCCCCUCUACGACACUUUGGGUCCUGAAGCGCUCGUCUUCAUCAUCGACAGAGCUGAGAUCUCUACAGUGCUCUGUGACAAUCCGACUAAAGUCCAGACGCUGCUGCAGAAUGUGGAGAAAGGCCAGACCCCGGUGCUGAAAACCAUCGUGGUCAUGGAUCCCGUGGCCCCAGAGCUGGUGGAGCGCGGGCAGAAGUGCGGCGUGGAGGUGGUGUCCCUGCAGGAGGUUGAGACUCUGGGCAAAGACAACCUUCAAAAGCCAAUGCCUCCAAAACCAGAGGAUCUCAGUAUUGUGUGUUUUACCAGUGGCACAACAGGAGAUCCAAAGGGAGCGAUGCUCACUCAUGAGAAUGUGGUCUCUGACGCAGCAGGAGCAUUAAAAACCUUUGAGUCUUCUGUAGCUCUGACCCCAAAUGACAUCACCAUUUCGUUCCUGCCUUUGGCGCACAUGUUUGAGCGGGUUGUGCAGCUGGUGGCGUACGGCGUGGGAGCCAGAGUGGGCUUCUUCCAGGGCGACAUCAGACUUUUGCCUGACGACAUGAAGACGUUGAAGCCCACAGUGUUCCCUGUGGUUCCCCGGCUUCUCAACAGAGUUUUUGACAAGGUUCAGAGCGGGGCCAAAACUCCCUUUAAGAAAUGGCUUUUGAAUUUUGCAGUGGAGAGGAAAUACUCUGAGGUGAAAGAUGGUAUUGUCAGAAAGAACAGCAUUUGGGACAAGAUUAUAUUUAACAAAGUUCAGGAAUCGUUUGGUGGUCGUGUGCGGAUUAUGGUGACUGGAGCUGCUCCCAUCUCUCCAACUGUGCUCAACUUUCUGAGAGCAGCCCUCGGGUGUCAGAUCUUUGAAGGUUACGGUCAGACUGAGUGUGCUGCAGCCUGCAGCUUUACCAUGCCAGGUGACGCCACUUCAGGACAUGUGGGAGCGCCGCUGCCCUGCAACUUUGUUAAGCUGGUAGAUGUUGAAGAAAUGAAUUAUUUUGCCUCAAAUGGCGAAGGAGAAGUUUGCAUAAAGGGCAGAAAUGUGUUUAAGGGAUAUUUGAAGGACCCAGAGAAGACUGCAGAGGCUUUGGAUGAGGACGGCUGGCUUCACACUGGAGAUAUUGGGAAAUGGCUGCCGAGCGGAGUUUUGAAAGUUAUUGACCGUAAAAAGAACAUCUUCAAACUGGCUCAAGGAGAGUACAUUGCACCAGAGAAAAUAGAAAACGUGUAUGUGCGCAGUGGACCAGUCGCCCAAGUGUUUGUGCACGGAGACAGUCUGCAGUCUUGCCUGGUUGCUGUCGUUGUCCCAGAUGCUGAGAUUCUUCCAGGCUUUGCAGAAAAUUUGGGGGUGAAGGGAGACUUGGAAAAUAUGUGCAAAAAUAAGGAAAUCAAAAAGGCAAUUCUUUCUGACAUGACUACAUUGGGGAGAGAAGCUGGCCUGAAAUCAUUUGAGCAGGUGAAAGACUUGCACCUUCACCCGGAGAUGUUCACGAUAGAGAAUGGACUCCUGACCCCAACGCUGAAGGCCAAGCGGGCAGAGCUCAAAACCCUGUUCCAGUCCCACAUCACUCAGAUGUAUGCCUCCCUGCAAUAA